UUGGGGUGUAAAGUGUCUUUCAGAUCGAAGCAAUCUGAAUUUUAAGAUGGCGUCCAAAUUGCGGGACCCUGGUCACGACAAUGGCGUAGUCGACGCUCCUCCGAAAAAGAAGAGAAGCUCGAAAUUAGACACGGCGAUGAGGCAACUAUCGGAAGCCAAUUCCAGUAGAAAUCAGCUUACUGAAGAGUUGAUGAAAGCGCAAGAGACGAUCCGCUCACUGCAAGCUACCUUAUCGUCGGCAAGAAGCGAAUUUGGAGAUGUCAAUAGCGUUGAAUUUGAAAAUGACCUGGGACCUUGCAGCACCGAGCACCCUGUUGGCCAGCGAGGUGAAUCAUCAGCUGAUUUAUCGCGCUUUGUUUCUUCUUUAAAUCAAAUAUCGCUAUCAUCAAUAAACGUUCCCGAAUGCAAGCCAAGUAUGGAUGGAGAAGAAAUUUCAAGGCUGGAUUUUGAUGCAUGGGUGGAUCUUUUUGAAAGCUCAUUGGUGUUAGCAGGCAUCAGCGAUGAAGCAACAAAAUAUAUGGUCUUCAAAGUUAGAGCAGGACAAAAACUCCUCGAAGUUUAUAGAGCGACGGAGUCAACGAGCGACGACCCUAAUCAAGACACUCAACCUUUUUCUAACGCUCUGUUCCGUCUGAAGAAAUACUUUACCUCAACCUCGGAUGUCAUGCUUCAGCGCCGAAAGCUUGCACUGAUGUCCCAAAAGCCAGAGGAGCCGGAUCUGGGGUUUAUACGACGAGUUGGGAUAGCAGCAAGCCUAUGCGAAUACGCGGAAGGCAAACAAUUUGAAGAAAUUCUAAGUACCGUGGCGGAGCAAGCGAAGCACAAAGAGGUGAGGAUUGCAGCUCUUAAAAUGAUGAAUCGUAAAGGAUCCAUCACGGAUCUCAUUAACAAAGUACGGGAGAUUGAGACAAUACGUUUAAACGAGGAAUAUGUGUCUAAGAAGCAAGCCGUUACAGGGAUGCCAGUGAUUGCAGUGAACGCUGUUCGUACUGUAGCUGAAAUACCACGGUACGGUGCUUGUAACCAGGGUUGCCAACUAUUUUUUUGAAAAAUCAGGGAGAAUGAAAAAAAAAAUCAGGGAAAAUCAGGAUAGCUCAUAUUGGGUUGUCCGGAAAGUUCGUACCCAUUUUUGAGAAAACAAAAGUAUUAUUUUUUGAAUUUUAUAUGCACAGUGUUGUUUUGCAAACAAUUCAGGAAGUGCUGAAAUCUUUCAGGUAGCCUAACAAUUCUAAACAUUAUUUAAUUAUGGAAGCUAAUUUGUUCAGUUGGGAGCAGUAUUUGUGGGAAUGUAUCGACUGGUUGCUUGGUAGAAACUCACAAUACAGAAUUCCUCUUCAAUACCACCUGAACCAGAUCAUAAUUGUUUUUCAGGUGAAGACCGGGUCAGUCUGAUUAUUUAAAAUGACCUGUUUUCAUCACCCGCCACGAUUUGCUUAAAAAAAAUCGAUGCAUAGAUGAAACGCACAAGUCGUAACGAUUUACGUAACCAUGUUUCAACUGAUGCACAUGAACGGAGAUUUUAAACAUAUGUAGUGUACCUGCUAAUUCAUUUGUCGUGUCUCACGGAUCAUUCUUACAACUUCUUGCUUUACAAACAAUUUAAUAUAUUUUCUUCAAGAAAUAAAACACUUUUUAAUAAUAAUUACAGUUUAAUAAAAAAGAUGCUUACACAUUCUUACUUCUAAAAUUCUUGUAAAUUGGAUGUUAUUUGCUGCGAACAUGUAAUGAAACCUGUAUCGUUUUUAUUUAACUGUACAUAAUUUUUGGUCGCUAAUAUUCCUUUCAUCGUUUUCGUUCCAAUUCUGUUUCUAAUCUUCGUUUUAUUGAGAUUGAAUUGCAAGAACCUUCGGGCAUAUGAUUCUUAUAGAUUAUAUUUCUUUCACGUUAACUUCAAAAUUCAAAAAAUGUCGACAUUGUACCUUCGAAAAUGCGAAAAGUAUAAUCGAAAGAAAAAGUAAAAAUUAUAUAAGCGCGGAUCGUAGAGCUUUUUUAUGUAGACUAUUAUGACAGUUUUCAUAUACAACCAGCAAAACUCCCAGUAUAUUUAUAUGGAUUUUUUUUUCUGACCAAAAAAUAAAAAGUAAAAAAUGCAAAAAGCAAAAAGAAAAAAAUCAGGGAAAAUCAGGAUCAUUUUAUAAAAAUCAGGGAAAAUUGAGUGUUUGUCAGGAUAUCAGGGAGCGUGCCAAAAAGUCUGGGAAAUCCUGAAAAAUCAGGAAGGUUGGCAUCUCUGCUUGUAACACAGCCUCCAUAAACACCUCAAAUCAAAGCUUCAAUCGACGGGGUGGACGUGGGCAACGUGUAUUCAGGGGAGGUAUGAGUUGGCGAAAUUCGAGCUCCCAGGUCCCGGAGCGCUGUACUCGAUGCAACAGUAUCUACCAUUCUGCUGAACGAUGUUUUGCGAUCGAAAUGACCUGUCACAACUGCGGCGUCAAGGGUCAUUUGUUGAGGGCGUGCAAUCAACCAGUUCCACCGAAGGGCGGACAACUAUCGGAUUCCCGGGAGCGAAUUAUGCAUUCUUCAGAAGUAGCGAUAGUCAGCACCAAACCAGAAGCAAAGCCUAACGAGGAAAACACUGAGAGAACUGUAAGCGAUGUUUUAUCUACAUCAUCCUAAUCGGUGGGCAUAUGUCUGAAACAAUAUGUUUGAACUCAAAUCUGUAUUUUGAACUUGAUACUUUGAAAUUGAAUAAUA
Messenger RNA from Toxorhynchites rutilus septentrionalis, 2691 nucleotides. RefSeq lists its product as uncharacterized. Bases 47 to 1048 code for a protein of 333 amino acids. NCBI's taxonomy places the organism in Eukaryota, Metazoa, Arthropoda, Insecta, Diptera, Culicidae. The transcript has 2 exons. The record is from RefSeq and is a predicted model, not a curated record.